Molecule: messenger RNA, 1455 nt
Organism: Darwinula stevensoni
Lineage: Eukaryota; Metazoa; Arthropoda; Ostracoda; Podocopida; Darwinulidae
Source: the annotation of a GenBank genome assembly
AUGCGGCACGGUUUCUAUUACCUAUUCUUCCUCCUUUGGGAUGGAAGGCUUCUGGAGGGAAGCAAUGUGGAAAGGCAGCUUAUGAAGGACCUCCUAACAAAUUACACUAAGGUUCUCCCCGUCGAGAAACCCAAUACCUCACUCGUGGUCUCCUUUCGGCUCAUUCUCUUUCGAAUCAUCGAAUUGGACGAGAGGAACCAGGCCCUCGUGACCAACGUGGAGGUCGUUCAACAGUGGAACGAUAUCAGUUUGAAAUGGAACGCAAGUGAUUACGGUGGGAUCCAGCAGACCAUGAUACCCUAUGACUCAAUCUGGACUCCGGACAUCAUCCUCUACAAUAGUGCGGCGAUGGACUACACCAAUCGGCUGCUGAUGACGAACGCAAUCGUGAACGCGACAGGCGACGUGACCCUGCUAACAGCUGCCAUCUUCCGCUCUGUUUGCGACGUGGACGUCUCUUACUUCCCGUUCGACAUCCAGAAUUGCACGAUGCGCUUCAUGUCAUGGACCCAAGACAAGACCAGGGUAACUCGCUCACUCCCUCUCCAGCUUCUUAACUCCCCUAUUUUGUACUUCUUCGCCCUGCUAACAUUCCUGGUACCGUGUGAGAGCGGGGAGAAGGUGACGCUUGGGAUCUCCACGAUGCUCACCACUAUCAUCUUCCUCAUGAGCAUCCGCGAUGUCCUCCCGCCCUCUGAAAACGUCCCUCUCAUCGCCCUGCUAACAUUCCUGGUACCGUGUGAGAGCGGGGAGAAGGUGACGCUUGGGAUCUCCACGAUGCUCACCACUAUCAUCUUCCUCAUGAGCAUCCGCGAUGUCCUCCCGCCCUCUGAAAACGUCCCUCUCAUCGGAAAAUUCUACUUUGCGAGCAUCUGCCUGGUAUCACUGGAGGUGGCCCUCGCCAUCCUCACCCUGUUUCUCCAUCACUUGAAGGACAUCCGAGUACCCCCUUGGGUCCAGAAAAUGUGUCGAAUGUUGGCCAAACUACCCUACAUGAUAGAACCACGAUUCCGCACCGUGAAGGGGGGACCGCGUGAGAACGAGAAAGGGAAGACGGAAUUCACCGACGGGAUACCACCUCCCUUCCUCUACGGAGACAAGAUGGCUUCGAGUAGACGACCCUGUUGGAAGAGCCCAGUCGAACGCAUGAAGAAGGAACUGAUGACAGAGACGGAGCUGAACCUGAGAGGGAUCUCGGCUCUUGUGGAAUUCCAUGAGAAGGGGGAAGGGGAGAACCUUAAGACCUGGGUGGCUAUAAUGGCAGUCCACCUCGACCUCUUAACCUCUUGGCAAAGCACAGGCAGCCGCUUUGGAGGAUUCCGGGAGGAGGGAUUCAUGGCUCAUCGCGAUAGAUCGUCCGUGGAAGAAGAGAAUAAAUGCCUCAAGACCCACGCACCUAAAGCCCUACCAGUAGCGUCUGUGGGAGCAACAGUGGUCCGCUACCGAAAAGCUUAG